CACGUGCCCCGGCAGAACGUGCUGGCCGGAGCGCUCUUCGGGCCGUGGACCGGGCUGGCGCUGUGCUCGGCCCUGGCGUCCGUGGGAGCGACCUGCUGCUACUUGCUCUCCGGAGCCUUCGGCAAGCGCUUCGUCAUCUACUGCUUCCCCGACAAGGUGGCUCUGCUGCAAAGAAAGGUAGAAGAGAACAGGAGCUGCUUAUUUUUCUUCUUGUUGUUCCUGAGGCUGUUUCCUAUGACACCAAACUGGUUUCUCAAUCUCUCAGCUCCCAUUUUAAACAUCCCUGUGUCCCAGUUCUUCUUCUCCGUUCUCAUCGGUCUUACACCAUAUAAUUUCAUCUGUGUGCAGACAGGAGCCAUUCUGUCACAAAUCACCUCUUUGGAUGCCAUUUUCUCCUGGGACACUCUGCUCAAACUGCUUGCCAUGGCCGUGGCAGCACUGAUACCAGGGACCCUCAUCAAGAAGUACAGCAAGAAGCACUUGAAGCUUGAAGACGAGCAUGCUCUGUUACUUAAUGGCAAAAAGAGCUUGUGAUGGCUUGGGUGCCCCAGAUGUUGGGGGACUGCCUCGCAAAAGCUGCAGGUCUCCAUUCCUGUGGGUUAUGUUCUGCAUGCUCUGUGCCACCGUGGACCAUGGACAGCUGCGGUUUUUAAUUAUUCUUCUCGUCUAAGAGGAGGUGUAAGGGUUUUAUUUUUAAUGAAUGUUUAACUGUGCAUGUAUCUGCACGGA
Messenger RNA from Opisthocomus hoazin, 729 nucleotides. NCBI's taxonomy places the organism in Eukaryota, Metazoa, Chordata, Aves, Opisthocomiformes, Opisthocomidae. The record is from RefSeq and is a predicted model, not a curated record.